Grammomys surdaster is the source of this 1942-nucleotide messenger RNA. RefSeq names its product acylcarnitine hydrolase-like. NCBI's taxonomy places the organism in Eukaryota, Metazoa, Chordata, Mammalia, Rodentia, Muridae. Gene Ontology annotation, molecular function: carboxylic ester hydrolase activity. The transcript is spliced from 12 exons. The record is from RefSeq and is a predicted model, not a curated record. Gene Ontology annotation, cellular component: intracellular membrane-bounded organelle. Bases 60 to 1739 code for a protein of 559 amino acids.
UUUCCUGUUUAUGAAACGUGAUCUUUCUAGCAGCACAAAGGAAGACCUGAGGGCAGAUCAUGCCACGGAACCAACUGCAUAGCUGGCUGAAUGCUGGGCUCUUUGGGCUCCUGCUUCUUCUUAUCCAUGUUCAGGGUCAGGACUCACCAGAGGCCAGCCCCAUCAGAAACACACAUACCGGCCAGGUCCGAGGUAGCCUCAUCGACGUGAAGGACACGAAAGCUGGUGUCCACACCUUCCUGGGAAUUCCCUUUGCCAAGCCUCCUGUAGGACCACUGCGAUUUGCACCUCCUGAGGACCCUGAGCCAUGGAGUGGUGUAAGAGAUGGGACUGUAUAUCCAGCCAUGUGUCUGCAAAAUCUUGAUGUAUUUAAUGUGGAGGGCCUGAAGGAGAUGAAACUGAAGCUUCCCCCUGUUUCUAUGUCUGAGGACUGUCUGUAUCUCAACAUCUACACACCAGCCCAUGCCCAUGAGGGCUCAAACCUGCCUGUGAUGGUGUGGAUCCAUGGUGGUGGACUAGCUGCAGGUAUGGCUUCCAUGUAUGAUGGAUCCCUAUUGGCAGCCAUUGAGGACUUGGUGGUAGUUACUAUCCAAUAUCGUCUGGGUGUCCUGGGCUUUUUCAGCACUGGAGACCAGCAUGCCAGAGGCAACUGGGGAUACCUGGACCAAGUGGCUGCCCUACACUGGAUCAGGCAGAGUAUCGUCCACUUUGGAGGCAACCCUGACCGGGUCACUAUUUUUGGCGAAUCUGCAGGUGGCACAAGUGUGUCUACACAUGUUGUGUCCCCCAUGUCCCAAGGACUCUUCCGUGGAGCCAUCAUGGAAAGUGGCGUGGCCCUGCUGCCUUACCUUAUCGCUGACACCUCUGAGAUGUUCUCUACUACGGUGGCCAAGCUCUCUGGAUGUGAAGUCAUGGACUCAGAGACCCUGGUGCACUGUCUGAGAGGCAAGAGUGAAGCAGAGAUUCUGGCUAUUAACAAGGUCAUCCAGAUGAUCCCUGCUGUGGUGGAUGGGGAGUUCCUACCCAGGCAUCCCAAAGAAUUGUUGGCAUCUGAGAAUUUUCACCGUGUGCCCAGCAUCAUUGGUGUCAACAAUAAUGAGUUUGGCUGGGUCAUUCCUAUGGUCAUGGGCUCAACAAUAAAGGAAAUAACCAGGGAGAAUCUGCAGGCUGUUCUGAAGAAUACUACAGCACAAAUGAUGCUGCCUCCUGAAUGUAGUGACCUGCUAAUGGAAGAGUACAUGGGGGACACUGAGGAUGCCCAGACCCUCCAAGCACAGUUCACAGAGAUGAUGGAAGACUUCAUGUUUGUGAUCCCUGCACUCCAAGUAGCACAUUUUCAGCGUUCCCAUACUCCUGUUUACCUCUAUGAGUUCCAACAUCAGAUCACCUCUCUCAAGGAUAUUAGACCACCCCACGUGAAGGCUGACCAUGGAGACGAGGUUCCUUUUGUCUUUGGGUACUUCUUCUGGGAAAUGAAAUGUGACUUUACUGAGGAGGAAAAGCUGCUGAGCAGGAGAAUGAUGAAGUACUGGGCCAACUUUGCAAGACAUGGCAACCCCAACAGCGAGGGUCUACCCCACUGGCCUGUGUUGGACCAAGAUGAGCAGUACCUGCAGCUGAACACCCAGCCUACUGUGAGCAAAGCACUGAAGGCCAGAAGGCUGCAGUUCUGGACCAAGAAUCUGCCCCAGAAGAUUCAGGGGCUAAAGGGGUCUCAGGACAAGCACACAGAGCUUUAGUACCCUGUGUCAGGAAAGGUGUUUGGGGUUUAAAGUUGAUAGUGUUACAAAGUCCAUUUAUUUAUUUUUAUUUGUUCCAACAUUUAUAUGAGCAUUUGUAACCUCAGUCUUUGAGAUUUCAUGUAUGAAAAACACUUUGUAUGCUAUUCCUUAUAAUUCUGGGCAAAUUUUCAUUAAAUCCAAUAAAUUCUCAAAUAACAGUG